This is a messenger RNA of Desarmillaria tabescens, 1887 nucleotides long. Its product is annotated as glycoside hydrolase family 51 protein. Lineage: Eukaryota; Fungi; Basidiomycota; Agaricomycetes; Agaricales; Physalacriaceae. The record is from RefSeq and is a predicted model, not a curated record. The transcript has 24 exons. Gene Ontology annotation, biological process: L-arabinose metabolic process. Gene Ontology annotation, molecular function: alpha-L-arabinofuranosidase activity. The coding region runs from base 1 to 1887 and encodes 628 amino acids.
AUGAUACUCCUUCUGGGAUUCAUUCUGGUUUCUAUCAGCUCUGUGCUCUCGCAGACUACAGUCAGUGUCAGCUCGACAGCUAGUCACCCGAUUCCGACUACACUAUGUGCGUGUAUAGUCAUGAUUUCCGGAGAUGGGGGCCUUUACGCUGAAUUACUACAGAAUCGAGCCUUUCAACAAGUCACUGCCGGAACCUCCGCCGCGCUUAGAGCAUGGUCUUCUAUUAAUGGUGCCCUCCUUACUGUUGUUGCUGAAACCGAACCGGUAUCUUCUGCCCUUCCUAACGCAUUGAACGUGACCGUUACAAGUGGUGCAAGUGGUCCGGUCGGAUUCGGUAACACUGGCUACUUUGGCAUGAAGAUUACGGCCGGCAACACGUAUAAUGCUUCUUUCUACUAUCGUUUCCCCGAGACUUCUGAUUUCAUUGGAGAAUUGGAUAUUAGUAUCCAGAUGUCUGAUGGUGACAUUUUGGCUUCCGCCUCCGUCUCAGUUUCCGGCGACCAAACAAGCUGGAAGCAAGUCUUCGUCACGCUCACCUCAGAUACAACUCCUGAUUCAACUGAUAAUGUCUUCGUUGUUACCACCGAUGGUGCAACAGCGUCAGGCUUGACCAUCAAUUUUGCAAUGUUUUCUCUCUUUCCUCCUACUUUCAAUAAUAGGCCUAAUGGAAUGCGAAUCGACAUCGCUGAGACUCUUCAAGCAAUGAAGCCUUCCUUCUUCAGGUUUCCGGGAGGCAACAAUCUCGGUCAAAAUACGGCCACACGAUGGGUCUGGAACGCUACUUUGGGACCUUUGGUCGAUAGGCCGGGACGAUCGGGAGACUGGGGAUAUAUCAAUACAGACGGCCUUGGACUAUUGGAGUACCUGCUGUGGUGCGAAGACUUGGAGAUGGAACCCAUCAUGGCUGUCUGGGCCGGAUACGGCCUUGGAGGCGUGUCUGUCGCAGAGGACGACCUACAACCAUAUGUCCAAAGUGCUAUUGAUCAGAUAAAUUUUGUCAUCGGGGAUCCGGCAACCAAUGAUUACGCUGCGCGAAGGGCGGAGCUGGGCCACCCAGAACCGUUCAAACUGACUUACGUCGAGAUUGGAAACGAAGAUUUCGUGACCGCAGCUGCCAGAACAUAUGGCUAUCGAUGGAAUUCAUACGUUACUGCUCUGCAGAACGAAUUCCCAAGCCUUCAUUUCAUUGCGACGACAGACCCUUUCAAUCCGAUUCUAGACCCAGCACCGACUGAAUACGAUGUGCAUGUUUAUCAGACUAGUACGUGGAUGUCAGAGAAUUCGUUCUACUACGAUGAUUUCCAGCGAAACGGGACUCAGUACUUUGAGGGCGAGUAUGCCACCACCAGAAAUGACCAGGCUGCUACUGCUGACGCGGUCUUCAUGACCGGAUUCGAACGAAACGCCGACAUCGUCUUCGCCGCUUCCUAUGCUCCUCUUCUUCAACAUGCUAGCCAAGCUGACUGGCAUCCCAAUCUGGUGGUUUUUGACGCAGGAGCAGUAUACCCAAGUGUCAGCUACUACGUCCAACAGCUUUUCAGCGUCUAUCGGGGUGAUGAAUACAUCCCCAGCACGCUUCCCGAAAGGAGCGGUACCGUGUUUUGGAGUGUCGUCCGAAAGACGUCCGUCACUCCCAACGAGCUCAUCAUCAAGGCAAGUUACGUCAUCAACAGAAACAGCACUGCUACAGAUGUGACCUUUGAGUUGCCGUUCAGUGUGUCAAGCACAGCGACAGCAAUAGUGCUCACAGGCGGAAAGACAUCUGCCAAUGUUCCUUCUGACCCUGAUCUUGUUCUUCCUCAAACGUCUUCCAUUUCAACUGGUUCUAUCUUUGAUUAUUCUGCUCCUGCAUUCAGUGUCAAUGUUUUGGUUCUUAGCAUCGGGUAG